CCCGAACCGGUGACGCUCGAAUUAACGUUACAACUUGCAAUUGUAGUGUAAGGAAUUAUUUGAGUUUUGCCACCUUGUGUUUCUCCUACCUGGUGUUUCCUAGUGUAGCUGCUGGGCGACCACGCUUUGUUGACGGAGUUCUACGAUUACCGCAAUCCCCCGUUGGAUGUCGGCUACCGUCUAAGUUUUAGUGUACUAUCCCAUCGAAAACUUGGGUAUCUAGCGUCCGUCGCACAAUCAGUACGCCGCAACUAUGCGCUUUGGCAGGACGCUUCGAAAGUCGGUGUACGCGCCGUGGAAGGACAAGUACAUCGACUAUGUCAAGCUCAAGAGCAUCCUACGCGAGGACCAAAACGACGAUGAAGACGAGACGUGGACCGAAGAAGACGAGAACCGCUUCUGCGACGAGGUCUUCAACACGGAGCUGGAGAAAGUAGCGCAGUUCCAAGCCGAGAAAAUCGAGGAUCUGCGCCGCCGUGUCGAUGGCGCCUUUGAGACGCUCAAAGAGCUCCCCGUAGCCGAGAGCGCCAAGCCAAAGACUGACGCCGAUACCCAGCGGCUUAAGGACCUCGAAUCGGAGCUCGACGCCAUCACCAACGAGGUCAAGGAACUGCAGAAGUACAGCAACCUGAACUACACCGGCUUUCUAAAGAUCGUCAAGAAGCAUGAUCGGAAACGCGGCAACCGGUACAAGAUCCGGCCUAUGAUGAUGGUUAGCCUGUCGAAGCGGCCCUUCAACUCGGACCAGGCCUACUCGCCGCUGCUCAACAAGCUGUCCCUGAUGUACUUCGCCAUUCGUCAGCAGCUCGAGGAGCCGGGGCAUGGAGAUGCCUUCCCCGUGGAUCCUGACAGCCAGCCAGAGACGCACAACGGCGAGCGAUACACGGCGCACAAGUUCUGGGUGCAUCCGGACAACCUGCUCGAGGUCAAGACGUACAUCCUCCGCCGCCUGCCCGCGCUGGUCUACAGCGAGCAGUCCGCGAAGGAGGUGGACGGACAGCAGGACCCAACCAUCACGUCGCUCUACUUUGACAACGCCAAGUUCGAUCUUUACUCGAGAAAGCUCGAGCGUGAAAGCGAAGCGUCGUCACUGCGGCUGCGCUGGUACGGGCAGCUGAGCGCGCGUCCCGACAUUUCGCUCGAGCAGAAGAUCCUGUACGCCAACGGCAGCAGCGAGGAGCGCAGGUUCCCCAUCAAGGAGAAGUACAUCAAGCCUUUCCUUGACGGCGAGUACAAGAUGGAGAAGUCGGUGCAGAAGAUGGAGCGGCAGGGCAAGAAGGCCGAGGACGUGCAGGAGUUCCAGUCGACGGCAGACGCCAUCCAGCAGUUUGUCCGCGAGAACAGGCUGGAGCCGGUGGUGCGGGCGAACUACAAACGCGCGGCCUUCCAGAAACCGGGCGACGGCCGCGUGCGCAUCUCGAUCGACACGGACAUUGCUUUCAUCCGCGAGGACACUCUCGACCAGGACCGGCCGUGCCGCGACCCAAUGAACUGGCACCGCGCCGACAUCGACGGCAGCAACAUGACGUACCCGUUCGCCAAUAUCAACCAGAGCGAGGUGUCGCGCUUCCCGUACGCGGUGCUCGAGAUCAAGCUGAAAGAGGACAGCAGCCGCAGCAAGCGGCCGUCGUGGAUCCAAGACCUGAUGGGCUCGCACCUGGUCCACCCGUGCCCGCGCUUCUCCAAGUUUGUGCACGGCACGGCCUCGCUGUUCGAGGACUACGUCAACCAUCUGCCCUUCUGGCUCAGCGACCUCGACACCGACAUCCGCAAGGACCCGCAGGUGGCAUUCGAGGCCGAGGAGGAGCGCCGGGCCCAGCGUGCCGAGAAUGAGCACGUCGUCGGCAGCUUUCUUGGCACCAAGCUCGGCUCCUACAAACCCAGCCGCAGCUCGCCCGUCGCCAAGUCCUUCCUCACCGAACGCCUCGCCGCAGAUACGGCCGCUCAGACGCCGAGAUCUGGCGCUUUCCCGCGCGGCGAACGUCCCACGCAGCAGCAGCAGCCGCCGCCGCCCAGGGCAGACGAGGCAGGCGAGCCCUCCAGCACCGCAGCCACCACCACCACCAACGCCAACAACAACCAGCACGGGCAGCCGGCCCAACCAGGCCACGACCGAUCAGGCGCCCUCAACUACGGCACGCUAUCCUCCAUCUUCCCCGGCUUCUCCCUGUCCAAGUACGCGCGCGCCAAGCAGGCCCGGCAACAAGGCCCCUCCUCCUCCCUCUCCUCCUCGGCGCUCCCUCCCGGGGUGGUCGAGCCGACCGAGUGGAUCAAGAACGCCGGGCCGCUGCAGAUCGAGCCCAAGGUGUGGCUGGCCAACGAGCGCACCUUCCUCAAGUGGCAGCACAUCUGCGUGCUGCUGGGCGGCCUGGCCGUGAGCCUGUACUCGGCCGGCGGCGCCGCGGGGCGGCACAACACCCUCGCCCAAGCCAUGGGUUGCGCCUUCAUCGGCGUGGCCGUGUUUGCCGGCGUCUGGAGCUACUGGGCCGUGGUGAAGCGGCGCGAGAUGAUUGUGGCGCGGUCUGGCAAGGACUUUGAUUUCCUGCUGGGUCCGCUGGUCGUGAGUGCCGCGUUGGGAGUGGCGUUGGUGACGAAUUUUGUGUUUGCGUACCGACAGGCCUUUGGGAGCUCUGACUGGGACGGGUCAUCCUGGGAGAACGGGAGUGUUGCUGUUGGGGAUAUGGGAGAGUUGCGGAUGAGGGGGAACAUAGCGUAGGAGGAGUUCAAGUUUGUUAAGCGACUGUCUACAGAAUGGGCACGUUUUGGACGCUUGGAGGUGGUGUUGGCGGUUGGGUGAAGUUUGCGUACCGGCUC
This is a messenger RNA of Chaetomium strumarium, 2814 nucleotides long. Its product is annotated as VTC domain-containing protein. The record is from RefSeq and is a predicted model, not a curated record. Bases 254 to 2716 code for a protein of 820 amino acids. Gene Ontology annotation, cellular component: vacuolar transporter chaperone complex; fungal-type vacuole membrane. The transcript is spliced from 2 exons. NCBI's taxonomy places the organism in Eukaryota, Fungi, Ascomycota, Sordariomycetes, Sordariales, Chaetomiaceae.